UAGCCCUGACAGAAAAAUGCGCACCAUGACUACGAGUACAUUAUUAGCCUGACACAAUAUAAAUUGUGAGACUGUAAAAAAGACACGGCGUCAGCGAGAAGUGCAAGAAAAAGACAAUAAGAAUAACACUACAGUUGCAAAACUUUCCUGAUACGAGCAGGCACCCACGCCACGGCGAUAUUUACAUUUAUAAAAAGUUUGUUGACUGGAAACAGAUGCUUUACCUGCGCGCAGUGUUUUACUCCUGGCGCGUGGCCAGUUAACCGUGCGCACACGCACCUGCGCCAGGUGUAGAGGGAGCCCCGCCGCUUCGAAUCCCGCACCGGCGGUACCACGGAAGAAGAGCGAGAGGAGGAGGAUUUCUCGCGUACUGCCUGGCAACCAUUAAUUUUUGCUUUAAAUUUCACUGACGAACUAAGAUUUGUCCGUGCUGCCAAGCAAGACUUCACAAACAUGCCCUUGGCAAAAGACCUUCUCCACCCUUCUCUUGAUCGAGAGAAGAAACAACACAAGAAGAAAAGGCUGGUUCAGAGUCCCAACUCAUAUUUCAUGGAUGUGAAGUGUCCAGGCUGCUAUAAGAUCACCACAGUGUUCAGCCAUGCCCAAACGGUGGUGCUCUGCGUGGGCUGCUCCACCGUGCUCUGUCAGCCGACUGGAGGAAAGGCUCGGCUCACGGAGGGUUGCUCGUUCAGAAGAAAGCAGUACUGAGUACAGUGAAAGUGACAUUUGACAUAUAAGGUUACCACUAUGCAUUUAACAUUUAAAUUCUAAUCAAGUAUGCAAUAAUUCACUGGAAUUUCUGUCCUGUAGUCUGUUCACCUUUCUGAUUAUAAUCUUAAAUGCUACUAUGAUCUGUUUUAAAGAAAAGCAAUGUAUGGCUGUCGGUAAAACUUGUGCUGUAAUUGGGGUUUGUUUUGCUAAAUGCAGUUC
Scleropages formosus (Asian bonytongue) is the source of this 930-nucleotide messenger RNA. Its product is annotated as 40S ribosomal protein S27-like. Gene Ontology annotation, molecular function: structural constituent of ribosome. The transcript is spliced from 4 exons. Gene Ontology annotation, biological process: translation. Gene Ontology annotation, cellular component: ribosome. The coding region runs from base 454 to 708 and encodes 84 amino acids. Lineage: Eukaryota; Metazoa; Chordata; Actinopteri; Osteoglossiformes; Osteoglossidae. The record is from RefSeq and is a predicted model, not a curated record.